CUGCUAAACUCUCUCAGUCAGCAGAAGUGAAAGAGAGAACAAACGGCCAAAGCAGCUGAGUUCAUAUUUGAAAAUAUUUCUAAAAGAACAGGUCAAAAAAAUGAAAUAAAUUUCAACCAAUGUGACCACAAUGUCGAAGCCACAAGAUAUAGUCCUUCGUGCAGGAGCUAAGAUAACAAAUAUAAGGUGUUAAGUUAACUAUUUGCAAACAGACAAAAGUCAACAGCUUGAUGCAAGACUGAUGAAGACGAACGGGCCGAAGAUUCCAAUUCCAACUAAAAGUAAAAAUGGCUGACUGGUACUGGUCCAUGUUUUCAAGUGAAUGAAUGAAAGUGCUAUACGAGCGAGACUAUGAGGUGCAAUUUCAAUUGAAUUUGCUCAGGAAUCUAUUACCUUGCAAUUCACCUACCAUAUUGACGAUAGGGAUUGGAAUCAUCGACAUCAUCAUCGACCUCAUAAAUUACUGAUUCUAUGAUUCAAGAAUAUAACCAACACAUCACUAUGCGUAUCAAAGCUCUAUAUGCUCUCUUAGUUUAACUUUAUGUGCUGGAAACUUGGCAGUCGAUUUGGAGUAAACGGCAGCGUAUUUAUCCAAGUUUACUGAAAUGGGAAAGAAAACUGUUAGUAUCAAGACCACCACUAAAAGUGGUGGACACUCAACGGUAAAAAAGCCAACCACAACUAAGUUAGCAAUUAAAAUGAAAAAAAUAUUACCUCAAAGUAAAGUAAAAGGAAAGACAAUCGUUAAAAAGUUGACAGCAACUAUCGCAAGCCCCACUAAAAAACUUCAGAAAGCAAAGACGAAAAAACCCAGCGCUUCUGCAAGUACCCCACCAACAUUUUCAAAGCCUAAGUCUCAUAAGAAGAAGCAACCGCAACAAACUGGAAAAUCCUUAUCAUCAACUUCCAUUAAAUCGACAAGCACAAACAAUAACUCUAGAAGCAUUCUUCCCAGCCCUGGGUGUAAAAUUAAUCCGCAUCAGCAAUCAGUUUCUUCGAAUUCCAGCUUAAGAGGCUCCACUCGAACUAAUAUUAAUGGAAAUUUGUCUCAUCCUGUUCGCAAAAAACCCAACAGCGACACCAACCCUGCUGGAUCUGGGAUUUCCAAGCCUACGUCUGACAAGUCCCUGUUAAAUGUUCGUCAUGAUGUCCAUAUACAUGGAUUUUCGUGCUUAUCUAAUACAGUUCAAAAAGCAACUCCACGGGUCAAAAACUUACUACUCAACGAGUGUGACUUUAUUAUGGAAUGUCGCUUUUGUCGAAAUCUGUUUCGAUCACUGCCCAACUUCAUACAACACAAAUUCAGCUUUUGCAAAAAUCUGUUUCACCCAGCUGCAGAGAGUGGAUGUUCACAAUUUAUCGGAAAUUCUAGCAAACCUUCAAGGGAUAUUGAUUUACAGUAUUACUUUGUGCCCUCGCCUGCAACGACAAAAAUAAUGCCAAGUUCUCCAAACGAAAAAACAUUAACCAACGGGUCAAGUGCUACUGUUGAGUGUAGUAAUAAUAUGACGAUGGAAUAUAAUACCACUUCAUCUUCUGUAGCAGCAGCAGGACAUGAUGAUAAUGAGGCUACGUCUGUUCAAAUUGGAGACACAGAAACAAGGUCUGCUGCGUCUUUGUAUAAAAAUAUUGAACAAUUGAACGAGGAACGCGAGACAGGUGGCAAUGGUGAAUUCGGGGCCGAGACAGUGAAAUUAGCAUUGCGCCCUGUUCCUGGAAGGAGUGAUUCGGUCAUGUUUCAAAAUAAAAUUGAAGCGGAUAGAUCUGUCUGUGAUUCGACAAAUAACGUGUUUGAUAAUCGAGAGGUUUUGGAUCGUGAUACCGCCAUGUUGGGACCUGAUGGGAAAGUAAUCUGCACAGGAACAGCCAGAGGGAUUGAAAAAAUUGUACGUCAUCUCACUGCUCAAAUUGAUUUAGCCCAACGGAAGAUGAUUGAGAAGAACAUUACGAAUCAAUUUACGGACAUUUGUGAUAUUUGUAAAACAGUGUUCAAUACGGAGAAGGCCUUACGACAACACCGCCGGGAUGCACCAGACUGCGUAAAACAGAGUUCUUCAAAAUAUUCCUCUGCAAUAGACACAGGAAAUAGUAUAAAUGAUGCUAUCGAACUUGAACACAAUGGAAGCAGCACAAAGCGCAAGUCGUUUCCAUUUAGAAAGACGCUUGACAAUCCUUCGAAUUGUCCUCAAGGCUUAUCUUUCACAGAGGAUGUACAAUUCCCUUGUUAUAUAUGUUCAAGAGUAUAUCAAUCACAACAAGACUAUUAUGACCAUUUUGUCGUUGAACGUUGUGGGCGUGUGAAGAGUAUUGCUGAUAGACCUCCAAGAAUUGGCAUAGAAGCUCAACAUUAUUACAAAAAAAUAUCCAAACCGAGAGAACCCUUCAAUACGACUAAGCCAACAGAGUUUGACAAUAUAGAACACAUGUUAACGAAGGAAGAUACUGUAACUGAUAGCGCUGUUGAUGUGAAUUGUAACAUCCCUGCGAAUUCUAGUAACAUAGAAUCUAAACUGAUGUAUCCUCUAUCAGCCGACAGUACUUCUAACCAACUUAAUGGAAUACGAAAACAAGACACGGCUAGUAAUAAUACAACAAAAUCGACUUGCAACGCAUCAUUAAAUCUGCAAAACAACGAUGCAUGCACUAACAAUGAUCACACAUACGUAUCAAAUAUUCAAACAGUUUCCUCGUUAGAAGAAUUUGAAGGGAAUCAAGAUCAGGAAACGGUUAGCGAUAUGACCGAUAGUGGUGUCAGCUCUGGCUCUGCAAACGGUACUAGUGAUGACCAGUUCGAAGUAGAUGGACAAGUUGUUGAAUCGUCAUCAUCAAUGGAUGCAGACUAUUUACUAACGGUAGGAGCCUCACCAACCGUUUUGAAUAGUUGCUCGUCAACCAAUCGACCGUCUAAGAGGAAAUCUUUGAAUAUGAUUGACGAUCGAGUCCUGGUACCCAAAAACAAAAAUUUGAAGCCUGGAAAUCUUGAAGCCGUUCAAAUGUUGAAACGAGUCAGUAUAAGGAAUCUAAGAAAGUCAAAAACCUUGAUAUGACAGUUUAAUUCUUGCGUUUAGACAAAAGCAACGGACUUGUACGUCUACUUUUUACAUGCAUCUGAUGAGAAAUUAUUGUUUAAGGACAUAUAACGCGUACACACCAACGACAACGCGCCUGAUAAUUAUCAACUAUACAUAGAUACAAAUUUUUACUACUGGUUGUGUAACUUAAUAUAUUAGUAUAAUGUUAAAUUUGUAAAUGAACUAUACGCACGCAAAGCAUCGGAAUACCUAGUAGAUAUCUAUGACCAAUGUUGAACCCAUCAUCGCAUGCAUAUGAGAUAUGUAUCUUACUUAAUAAGUGUUUUUAGUGUAUUCAAAAUUGAUAAAGCAAAGAUCGAACUCUUUUGAUACAUAUUUGGAGAUCUGAUCUGGGAAUAGAUAAGUUAUAUAUAAGUAAGUUCGAGUUACUAGUUUAGUAUAUUUCGUAUAUUUAUUAUUAUAUGAAUUCGUUAUACAAGUUUUAUUUAAUUCCUCAGAAUUAUUUAUUUAUUUAUCAUAUCUAGCAUCUACGGAGUUGAAGCAGAACAAUGUCGAUUAGACAUUAUUGCUAUGCAAUAAAAACGAUACACUACGAAAGCUACAAAGACAAAUAA
Molecule: messenger RNA, 3646 nt
Organism: Folsomia candida
Lineage: Eukaryota; Metazoa; Arthropoda; Collembola; Entomobryomorpha; Isotomidae
Exons: 8
Coding region: 606-3047 (813 amino acids)
Source: RefSeq, a predicted model, not a curated record